AUGUUUAAGCAAUCAUAUCUCCUGCCAUACAACUGUCUACAGUCCCUCCAAGCCUCAAUAAAAGCCUCAACGACGUCACCAUCUUCGCAUCGUAGCUCGGUCUACAAACCUCUCCACCGACCACCAUGCCGUACGUAUGCCAUGGUGUCCGACGGCUACAGUAGUCACAACCACGGAAAUCUUCGCUGGCCUGAAGUUACCUCCGCAAAUGCUGUACCAACUCCUUACCAGAUUUUCAAUCAAAAGAAAGGAUCACCGUAUUCCAAGCAGAGAUUCUAUGAGCUUGUCAAAAUAUACCACCCUGAUCGCCAUGACCAUGGUACUUCACGCAACGAGCUCCCAUAUGCUACGAAACUAGAACGCUAUCGACUUGUUGUAGCCGCCAAUGAUCUGCUCUCCGAUCCCGUCAAACGAGGGGCAUACGACCGCUAUGGUGCGGGAUGGAAUGGAAUGCCAGGCGUUGACCGAAGUACUGCAAGUUCUUGGGGAGAUGCGCGUGGUAGAGGUUGGGGGAGUGACCCAAAUGGUCCUAGCAAUAAUGCUACAUGGGAAGACUGGGAACGGUGGUAUGCUCGCAAUGCUGAAGGUCCUCAGGAACCACGAUUCGUUUCGAAUGGAACCUUUGUCGUUCUUAUUGUUGCAUUUAUGAUCAUUGGAGGAAUAGGACAAGCACAUCGUGCGGAAAACUUUUCCAUCAACUUCCUGGAACAGCGAGACGGGCUGCACAAUACCAUUUCCAAGGACCUAAUGCGUCGACGAAGAGAAACAGCUAGCGUAGGAAAUCGAGAAGAGAGAAUCACUAAUUUUCUCAAGCAGAGAGAUCCCUUAGGGCAAGGCUUGUUAGAUCCAAGAGAUGAGGGAUACCGUAAAAUGCUACCCGCUCCUGGAGUUGCCUCUAAGGAUAUUAAAUCGACUCCAACAGAAAGUCACGGAAAGAACAUUGGUAUAAAGGAUGGAUGA
Hymenoscyphus albidus is the source of this 960-nucleotide messenger RNA. The record is from the annotation of a GenBank genome assembly. Lineage: Eukaryota; Fungi; Ascomycota; Leotiomycetes; Helotiales; Helotiaceae.